AUGUGGUUGGGAAGUGAAUCAGCACGAAGAGAAAUUCAAAUGGAUAAAGAAAAAGUCUCCUGUCCCAUCUGUUUGGAUCUACUGAAGGAUCCAGUAACUAUUCCCUGUGGACACAGCUACUGUAUGAACUGCAUUAAAAACCACUGGGAUGGAGAAGAUCAGAGGAGGAUCAACAGCUGCCCUCAGUGCAGGAAGGAGUUUAUACCAAGGCCUGAACUGGUGAUAAGCAUAGUGUUAGCAGAGUUAGUAGAGGAAGUGAAGAAGACUGGACUCAAAGCUGCUGCAGUUGAUCACUGCUAUGCUGGACCUGAGGAUGUGGGCUGUGAUAUCUGCACUGGGAGAAAAGGGAAAGCUGUUAAGUCCUGUCUGGUCUGCUUAGUUUCUUACUGUGAGAAUCACCUCAAACCUCACUAUGAUGUUGCUCAGUUAAAGAAGCACAAGCUGGUGGACCCCUCCAAGAAGCUCCAGGAGAUUGUCUGCUCUCGUCACGAUGAGGUGAUGAAGAUCUUCUGUCGUACUGAUCAGCAGUGUAUCUGUUAUCUCUGCUUAUUGGAUGAACAUAAAGAUCAUGAGUCAGUCUCAGCUGCAGCAGAAAGGACUGAGAAGCAGAAGGAGCUAGGCAGAAGUCCAAGCCAGAUCAGGGAAACAUUUCAGAACAGGGAGGUUUCUGAGAUCCAGGAGUCCCUAACCCGGAUUCCGAUCAGAACAAGAACAGACAUAUCCAGGGUUCCAGAAAUCCACAGAGCGUUCAGGCAGGUUCAGAGUUUCAUAAGUCCAGCAGAGAGUUCAGGCAGACACACUCGGAUGGAAACAGGUGAGCUAGUUGAGAGGCAGAACAAGACGUGA
Molecule: messenger RNA, 846 nt
Organism: Cyprinodon variegatus (sheepshead minnow)
Lineage: Eukaryota; Metazoa; Chordata; Actinopteri; Cyprinodontiformes; Cyprinodontidae
Product: E3 ubiquitin/ISG15 ligase TRIM25-like
Exons: 2
Coding region: 1-846 (281 amino acids)
Molecular function (GO): zinc ion binding
Source: RefSeq, a predicted model, not a curated record